UAUACGCCAGAUAAGUGCUGGCUUGCAAUCGUAAAACUGUGAUAAAGAAAAUUAAAUUCGAUAUAUAACUUUUUAACGUUACUAUUUCAGUUUUUGGUUGUUACGAGAUCAUGUUAUCUAUUCCAGUAUUGCUUUUCGCCCUUUCAUUUGCUUGCUGUGCAAGACAGAAGCCAGAAGUUUUUGAAAUACGAGAAAGUGCAAAAGAUGGUCGCCUAUACGUCCUUGUAAGAGAUGAGAGAAAGGAAUCCCCUCUACUUCGCUUGAUACGAAAUCUUCCUCCAAAACGGGAAACUCGCGCUAAUCUAGAUAGCGAUUUGCAAGUUAACGCUGAGCAAAAAGAAAGGAUUUUGCCAAUAGAGACCCUUGUCAAUAAGUUGAUGAAUAAACUUAAAGUUAUUAAAGAAAAUAAUGAGAAUUCGGAUGUAGCUGCAGAGCCAAGAUAUCCAGUGGACGAUGAAAAUGAUAAACUUGAUAAUCUUUUAAGUCAAUCGAAAAAUAAGAACGCUAAUCCACAACCGCCGCUUUUAAGAUCUUUGUUGAAAGCACUUGCCAUCGCAGAAUGUGUAAGACAGAAGCCUGAAGUCUUUGAAAUACGAAAAAGUGCAAAAGACGGCCACCUAUAUAUCCUUGUUAGAGAUGCGAGAAAAAACUCCACGUUACUUCAUUUGAUUCAAAACUAUCCUGUUCUGCGUCAAGGUGACACGUAUCAUGUUGACGAUUUGCACACUACGCGAGAGCCAACACCGAAGCCCAAACCAAUAGAAAGUCUUGUUAAUAAGUUGUUACAAACAAUGGCCGGUGUUAAUGAUAAUGAUAAUAAAGUUGCUGGUCAAACACUGACACAUGACAAAUAUUUUGCUGCAUCUGAGCAAAGGUGAUAAUGAUAGACUUGAAAAAUCGAUUGCGUCGAUCGAGAUAUAUUAUGAGAACGCUAUCUCGAGUAGGAUAGAUCCUUGUUCCUAACUAAUGAGUUAGGUAUACAUUUAGCUUAUAGGUAUAGGUAUAGGUAUACAUAUAGCAUUACAAUUUAGCUUAUUUUGUAGAUUUUUUUCAAUUACUGAUAGCCCCAUCAAUUUAGCCCCCAAAAUAGGGAUAAAGUUUAGUAAGUAAAGUACACUCGAAUAAAGAUAACAGUGGCACUAUUCGAGACAACAUUGUAAAUGAUAUAUGGAUAGUGAUGUGAUGUGAAAUUUGUAAUAUUUUUCAUAAAAUUGCCGAGACAAAAAAAUUUAAGUCACACAACAGGGUAGAUGACAAAUUUUUGUUUUGGUGACUAUUUGAAGGUAUGCAUAUUAUUAUAAACACCAGUGAAAAAAUUACUGUGAUAAUGGCUUUACUACUACUUUCAAAGAUAUGACAAAAAUAAAAUCACACAUAUUUUGGACACGUCCAAACGUUCCAUACUAAAUGAUACUCUAACGUGACGUCACGACAGAGUAACAUCUAAGGGGGAAAUCUAUGUUUUUUCGAAAGCUACCUUUAUUUUGAUGACAUUUUAAUAAAAGUUGUUUAAAAAUUUUCGUUUUUUAAUAUCGUUAAGUUUAUUUUAUAUAAUUUUAUUGGUAUUUUUUUAAUGGACUUUACAUCCAAAUUUAAAUCUUCCUAUAUUGAUCCAGCGGCAUUUUUACAGUCUAUGAAUUAUCACAAUGAUUUUAAAUAUAUCUAUUUUAUAAGGAUUCAUACUUUUUACAAAUUUCUUACCUUGUCUACCCUAUUAUCAUGACGUCAUGAGGAUAUCACGAGGAAACGGACAAGCAAUGCUAAUAAUAUAAAAUUUUGCGCUGUGCAAAAGUUUGAUACGUUCAUUAAAAGCGAACAGUUUAAAAUCCCAGCCUAAUUAGUUUUGCAUAACAAUAUCUGUAUCAACUUAUCUGCCAAUACUUCAGUUUGAAGUUCUUGUUUUAUAUUACCCACAAUCGAAAAAUUACUUUAAUAACAUCAAUUUAAAGUAGAAUCUCCAGUGGUUUAUGGUCACAAGACAAAAUAUCGUAGACUUAUCAAAAUAAAACUUUAAUGGGGUUAUUAUAAGGUUGCAAUUUGUACGUUUCAAAUAAUGCCAGGUAACAAAUAGACAGCCGGGGACCCGGACCAAUUUAUUCAAUUAGCGGGACGCAGGAUUCACUAUUACAGGAUUGUUUAUGUCACAGGGAUUUGGUAUGAGCUUAUUAUAGUCGCAGGAAUAACUUGCUAUGUAACAAACAUAUUUCAUAUUAAAAUUGUAUAUUGUGUACAUUAUUCUGAUUAUUUUUAUAUUUUUAUUUGACAAUAAAAAAAUAAAAAUAUUUACAACAUAAAGUAUUAUAAGUUUGAAUUAAAAUAAAACCAAUUUUAUUAUUUUAGUCCAUACCAUUAGAUUAAGUUUGUUUACUUUGUGAGGUAACGGGCGAUCCAAGGGCGGGAAAUUACUUGGCACAGAGGAUUGCUAUAGCGGUUCAGAGGGUAAUGCUGCCAGCCUUCUUGGAACCCUUCCAAGCGGCGACGUGCUGGAAUCUCUUAUAAUUAUAAUUUUUGAAAAAAAAUAUGUAAGUGCAUUAUUUGAAUAAAAUAUAUAAACAGUAAAAAAAAUAACUAUUAAGAACAUUUUUUUUAAUUAAAUAGUUGUUAAUACACUGCAGCAUUGAUUAAAAAAAAUAUAUUUUCGGACAAUAUGAAUCCAUUGUGUCAGUAAUCUUAAAAACGAAUUGUGUUAGUACUUAUAUUCUACUAGGGAUUUAGUAAUUUUUAUUAAAUGGCCGAUUAGAGGAGAAUCCCCACUAUCGGCUAUCGCCUUCAGGGCGCUGUUGCUGCCCCCGCGCACCCUGCGCAGCAGUGACGCAGCUUUCUUCCGUAGAAUAGCUGAAAAACUAU
This is a messenger RNA of Plodia interpunctella (Indianmeal moth), 2847 nucleotides long. RefSeq lists its product as uncharacterized. The record is from RefSeq and is a predicted model, not a curated record. Lineage: Eukaryota; Metazoa; Arthropoda; Insecta; Lepidoptera; Pyralidae. The transcript has 4 exons. Bases 111 to 878 code for a protein of 255 amino acids.